GCGAUGCUUGUAACAUCAAUCACAUCCAGUGCAUGGGGCGCGUAUCGUCUUCCGUCUAUCAGCUUGAAAGUGCUCUCGCCUCGGGUGUGGGAUGUGUUCUUCUCCGCUCUAUUAUCCCGUAAAAAUCUGAUUCUCUCUUCACAGGAGCUGUGUUGGUAAGUGGCGGUGCUGGACUAGCCAUUUAUUUCCCGUUCGCACACAGACUAAAGUUGGACUUAAGACUUUCAGUGCCACUUUCCCAUGGACAGCACUCGCUAUGAUUUUGGGGGUCGACGCAGCAUCGAAAUGCGUGUGGAUUCCUUUUGGAUACUAUUCAGAAACAAUGUUUAGAUGUUGAUCUUAAAACAAUAAGCCAGUAUCGCUCAGGAAAUCACCCCUUCACAUAUUGAUACACCAAACAAUAUGCGAUUUUGCUUUGGAUAUGGGUCACUUCUUAUGAAAGGAUUCUUCGUGUGCAAGAGAUAGAGGAAUUCACUCUGAAGCCUGUGGACCUAAGCAGGCCUGAGGGCUCUGACAUAUACCAAAUCCCUGCCCAGGGGAACAGGGGAGAUUAAAAACUUCUGAUUGAGGUGGAGAGGAAAGAGACGGAGAGAGAGAGAGGAAGGAGAGAUGGAAAAAAAGCUUAUCACUCACCUUUGUUCUUCCUAAUGCCCCAAGUGAAGGAUCUCCAUAGGCAAGUCUGUGAAUAACAACAACAGGCACAAGAGCAGCUGCCGACCACUGUGGUCAAAUGAUGGAGUGAGGGACUGACAGAGGGGAAGAGGACAGAAUUUUUUCUGCUAAAUAACCAAGCUCAUGUUCUGCAUUAAUUGAAUGCCUGGAAGAGAGAAGAGACAUGAGACAAAGCCUUUUCUGUGCCAACUGUUUCAAAAGGUAUUGCAAUUAACCCUUUGGCCAUCAUCAAGUAAUACCUGGCUUCUGUUUUUUUCUGAUUGCCGGGUUCGGUUGUAGCCGUGUAGAUGUGUGCUCGGGCCGCGGCCAUGUUUCAACCCUCUGCGUGUAAGACGGAUCGGAGAAACCUCACUCUGCCACUGCUGCUGCUGCUUCUCCUCUACAGUUCUCUGAAAGCCACUCAGGCUGCCAAACCCAAAGGGCCGGGACACACACAUUUGAACUCUAUCCGCAUCGACGGGCACAUCUCCUUAGGUGGGCUCUUCCCGGUGCACGCCAGGGGCCACGAUGGCAAGCCAUGUGGGGAGCUGAAGAAAGAGAAGGGUAUACACCGACUGGAGGCCAUGCUCUUUGCCCUUGACCGCAUCAAUAACGACCAUAAUUUGCUGCCUAACAUCACUCUGGGGGCGCGUAUCCUGGACACCUGUUCCAGGGACACUCAUGCCUUGGAGCAGUCGCUCACCUUCGUGCAGGCGCUCAUCGAGAAGGACGGGACGGACGUCAAGUGUCUCGGCGGGGGGGCACCAAUCAUCACCAAACCUGAGCGGGUGGUGGGCGUCAUCGGAGCCUCGUCCAGCUCCGUCUCCAUCAUGGUGGCCAACAUACUGCGCCUUUUCAAGAUACCCCAGGUGAGCUACGCAUCCACAGCUCCAGAGCUCAGUGACAACACCCGCUACGAUUUCUUCUCCCGUGUCGUGCCUCCAGACACCUACCAGGCCCAGGCCAUGGUGGACAUUGUCAAGGCCAUGCGCUGGAACUACGUCUCCACUGUGGCCUCAGAGGGGAACUAUGGAGAGAGCGGCGUCGAUGCUUUCAUUCAGAAGUCUCGGGAGGACGGGGGUGUGUGCAUCUCCCAGUCUGUCAAGAUUCCCCGGGAGCCCAAGCAGGGGGAGUUUGACAAGGUCAUCCGGCGUCUCCGAGAAAACCCGAAUGCAAGAGUCGUCAUACUUUUUGCAAACGAAGACGAUAUCAGGCGGCUACUCCAAGCGGCUAAAAAGGCCAACCAGACAGGUCAUUUUAUCUGGGUGGGUUCAGACAGCUGGGGCUCUAAGAUCUCUCCGGUGGUGCAACAGGAGGAGAUGGCGGAGGGAGCGGUCACCAUCCUGCCCAAGCGGCAGUCCAUCAAAGGGUUUGAUCGUUACUUCAUCAGCCGAACGCUGGAAAACAACAGAAGGAAUAUCUGGUUUGCCGAGUUCUGGGAGAACAACUUCAGCUGCAAGCUCAGCCGUCACGCCGUGAAGAAAGGGUCCGGCCUGAAAAAGUGCACAAAUCAGGAGCGGAUAGGAAAGGACUCCAAUUAUGAGCAGGAGGGAAAGGUUCAGUUUGUAAUUGAUGCAGUCUAUGCAAUGGCUCAUGCCCUGCACAACAUGCACCAGGAGCUCUGCCCGGGAAAGGUGGGCCUCUGCGCUAAAAUGGAUCCGAUCAAUGGCACUCAUCUGCUCAAGCACAUCCGCCGUCUCAACUUUGCAGGCAUAGCUGGAAACCCAGUGCUCUUCAACGAGAACGGAGACGCUCCCGGACGCUAUGAGAUCUACCAAUACCAGAUCAGAAACGAAACACGCGAAUACAAAAUAAUCGGCCACUGGACAGAUCAACUCCAUCUCAACGUCAGUUCAAUGCAGUGGCCCGGUGGUGUCCAUCAGAUCCCAUCCUCCAUCUGCAGCCACCCCUGUCAGCUCGGCGAGCGCAAAAAGAUUGUGAAGGGCAUCCCGUGCUGUUGGCACUGUGAGCGCUGCGACGGCUAUCAGUACCAGGCGGACACCUUCACAUGUAAGAUGUGCCGCUUUGAUUUGCGGCCCAACGUGAAUCACACGGGCUGCGUUCCAAUCCCCAUUGUCAAACUGGAGUGGAGCUCCCCAUGGGCCGUCAUCCCGGUGCUCAUCGCGGUCUUUGGCAUCAUGGCCACCGUGUUUGUGGUGGUCACGUUUGUCCGCUACAAUGACACUCCCAUUGUGAAAGCAUCGGGCCGGGAGCUGAGCUACGUGCUGCUAACGGGGAUCUUCCUCUGUUAUGCCACCACGUUCCUGAUGAUUUCCACCCCUGAUGUGGGAAUCUGCUCCCUCCGAAGGAUCUUCUUGGGGUUGGGCAUGAGCAUUAGCUAUGCUGCCCUGCUCACCAAAACCAAUCGUAUUUACCGCAUCUUCGAGCAGGGGAGUAUGUCUGUCAGUGCGCCCAAGUUAAUUUCUCCAGCCUCCCAGCUGGUCAUCACCUUCAGCCUGGCCGCGGUGCAGCUGCUCGGGGUGUGCAUAUGGUUCGGUGUGGAUCCCUCCAAGGCCAUUAUUGACUAUGAGGACCAGCGGACGUCUAACCCAGUGAUGGCGCGUGGUGUGCUCAAGUGUGACAUCUCUGACCUGUCUCUCAUCUGCCUGCUGGGCUACAGCAUGCUGCUCAUGGUCACCUGCACAGUCUACGCCAUUAAGACCAGAGGAGUGCCGGAGACGUUCAACGAGGCCAAACCCAUUGGCUUCACCAUGUACACCACCUGCAUUAUAUGGCUAGCUUUCAUCCCAAUCUUCUUUGGCACUUCACAGUCCACUGAAAAGGUAAACUUACAUAUGUACAUUCAAACAACCACGCUGACCAUCUCCGUGAGUCUGAGCGCCUCCGUGUCUCUCGGGCUGCUCUACAUGCCGAAGGUCUACGUGGUACUCUUCCACCCCGAGCAGAAUGUGCCAAAGCGCACGCGCAGCCUGAAGGCGGUUGUUACUGCCGCCACCAUGUCCAACAAGUUCAACCCCAAGGCCGGACUCAGACCCAACGGAGAGGCCAAGACCGAGCUGUGCGAAAGCCUGGAAACACAAAAUUACCCAACAAAGCAAACUUACAUCAGCUACAGCAAUCAUGCAAUCUAAGGGACAAAGAUUCUCGUCACAAUUCAGGAUUUACAGAAAAACAUGCAAUGGAGUUUCACACAGCCGGCAUAAGAAAUGGAUGUGUCAUUGUACGGGUCGAGAUCACACUGAGCGUUGCCCAAAGACGUGACGUGGCGAGGAGAGACCACAGGGACCGACAUACAAAGGAACAGAUAACAAUACAAAUGCAAGGUCCCAUCUUCUGUCUGCCUCAAGAGAAUACACACACAAAAAAAGAAAAAUACUUGCAUGGCAGAGGCCGGGAGACUGAUGGAUGGAGCUUUACUUUUAAGUCUUUACAUUUCAGCUGUGUCCUCUUUAGUAGACUUUUUCCGUUAUCUUGAGCUAUGCUGACAGAAACUGAAAAAGAAACCAAGAAUAUGUCCAGGUGUUCUCUGUUUCAUCUGCCAGUUUUGAAAAUCGUAAUCUAUCUGAAAACCCUCCAGGCAUCACAAGGGAACAAUCAACACCGAAAAGGACAAUGGGUGAGGGUUGUAUUUGUUUUUCUUUCUAAAUGUCACCCAGUCUCCGAGUCAAAGAACUGGAAAGGGCGAUCUUCUCAACAACGCAACAAAUCUUUACGGGACUCCAUGUUUUUUGUUUUUUUUCCAGGAUUCAUCAAGAAGGACUCUAAGACGGUCUCUGCCAAUUUUGCGCAUGCCAGUUUCAAAAUCCUGUGUUGUGUUGUUAAAAUAAAAAAAAUAAGAAAAAUAAAAAACAAUAUAUUUGGAAUGCGUUUUAAACUCUGUUGCAGCUUUGUUAACAAUUGUUUGGGUGUGAGCCCGUUGUACGUUGAAAACUGUUCUCAAAUGGUGAAGGUCUAGUGAGUGAUUAUUUAUCUGUGCUUAAGUGAGGCCAUGAUUUGUAUUACCAGCUAGCCCAAGGCUGCCACUGCCCUCCGCGUACCUGUAUGUGCUUUCAAACAGCGGGCCGUGGUUAAAAUCGACCGUAUUUUAUUCCGGAGGUGUAACUGUCAGCUGUCGUCCAGGAUGACCCCCCCCCCUCACUGCCACCAGCUUUUCUCUUGGUCACACGUAGUUUGAGGGUAAAGCUUAGCUGUACACAUCCAUUAGCAGGGGAAUUAAGAUGAAGUAUUCCCUUGAGAUGCAAUAUGACCUGAAGGUGAUAUCCAUAAUGGACCAGCUAUUGAAAAAUUCAUUAAUAUACAUGUCCUCCUCAGGCACUGUUAUGAUAAGGAGGAGGUGUAAGGCUUUUCAAUAGCUACAAAUCUGAUAGCAAAAGUAAACAAUAUCUCUAUUAAUCACUCUCAGCUCGCUGAACAGAUUAAUGGUUGGCUUCGUGAGGUGUAAAAGCCCUCUAACGUCUUGGGGAAAAAACAUAGUGGGUCAUUUGUGUUGUAAAUUCAAUGCUGCUCUUCAUGCCUCCCUCUGUAUUACUUUCAACACCAUUUGUGUUGCAGAAUAAAAUGUGAGUGCUGACCAAAUUAAAUGGCAAGUUAAUGUAUGUUAUUAAAUAGAUUGAUGAUGUCUGCUUUAUGUCCUGACAUAUCCUAAAAUUGGGGAAUAUGUACAAAAAGAUACAGUGCCUGGCUAUCUGAAUAUGUAUU
This is a messenger RNA of Eleginops maclovinus (Patagonian blennie), 5310 nucleotides long. RefSeq names its product metabotropic glutamate receptor 4-like. Gene Ontology annotation, molecular function: adenylate cyclase inhibiting G protein-coupled glutamate receptor activity. The record is from RefSeq and is a predicted model, not a curated record. The coding region runs from base 960 to 3743 and encodes 927 amino acids. Gene Ontology annotation, biological process: G protein-coupled glutamate receptor signaling pathway; regulation of synaptic transmission, glutamatergic. The transcript is spliced from 11 exons. NCBI's taxonomy places the organism in Eukaryota, Metazoa, Chordata, Actinopteri, Perciformes, Eleginopidae. Gene Ontology annotation, cellular component: plasma membrane.